This is a messenger RNA of Phalaenopsis equestris, 981 nucleotides long. Its product is annotated as heavy metal-associated isoprenylated plant protein 3-like. The record is from RefSeq and is a predicted model, not a curated record. NCBI's taxonomy places the organism in Eukaryota, Viridiplantae, Streptophyta, Magnoliopsida, Asparagales, Orchidaceae. Bases 1 to 981 code for a protein of 326 amino acids. The transcript is spliced from 5 exons. Gene Ontology annotation, molecular function: metal ion binding.
AUGGGAGAAGAAGAAGGGGCGGCGCCGCCCAUCAUCGUCCUUAAGGUUGAUAUGCACUGCAAUGAAUGCGCUCUGAAGAUCAAGAAAUGCGUCAAAAAAUUUGAAGGAGUGGAGGGAGUGAUGAUCGAUAAGGCAAGCAAUAAAUUGACUGUAUUAGGGAAGUUGGACCCACGUACUCUUCGGGAUCGUGUAACAACAAAAAUUCAUAGAGAGGUUGAGAUUGUCUCGCCGGUGAAUUCAGUACCGAAAAAGAUGGCCGCCGCCGCCCCCGGAGGAGGCGGCGGUGGCUUUUGCUGGUUUGGAUGGAAGAAGCCGCCCGCCGCCGCCGCUGCUCCCGCCGAUGAGUUAAAGGACCAGGCGGCUGUAACGGUGGUGCUGAAGACACGUCUAGACUGCUAUGGCUGCAUUAAGAGUGUGAAGAAGAUUCUUCUUGAGGUUGAAGGGGUAAAAAAGGUAUAUGUUGAUGCUGAAAGGGAGUUGGUGACUGUUGAGGGGACAAUGGAUGUGAAUUCACUGCCGGUGCACGUGAAGCGCAAGCUCAAACGUAGCGCUGAGAUUGUUUCAAUGAAGAUCGAUGACGACGACAACAACAAUCAUAUGAACAACGUUGAAGAUGAGAAGACGAAGGAGGAUGGAAAUGGCGGUGACGGCGGUGGCGAGAGGAUGGACAGAGAGGGCGGUGGCGAUGAUGAGGUAUUGAAAGUAGAGAGAGUUGGCAGGCGAGAGAGAAUGAAGGAGAAGUUCGGAGGUGGGUGGGGAAGUGAGGAGAAGAAGGAGAUGGAGGGAUUCACCAACAACGAGAGAAUGAAGGAGAAGGUGAGAGGUGGCGGUGCAUGUGGUGAGAUGAAAGUAGAGAGAUUCAGUAAUGGCGAGAGAAUGAAGGAGAAAGUGGGAGGUGGCGGUGUAUGGGGUGAGAAGAAGAACGAGAUGGAGGGCAAUGAAGAGGGUGAGAUGAAAGCUGUGAGGUCAGAGAGAGAAUGA